AUGACGAGCCUUAAUGCAGGGGAAGAUUUUCCCGACCCUAUUAUUAUACCCGAUGAGAGCGACACACAGAAUAUCGCAGCUGCAUCAGAUUCUACACAAACAGCCGGACGGCCCUUGAGUACCUCGGGAUACGUGGAGGCCACGGGGGUACUCGUUGGGUUGAACACUAGUGCACAGGGGGCCUCGACCUCCCGCAAGCGAAAACGGACGAAAUUGAAGGAACUUUCCGACUUGGUAUGUCCGAGUUUUGUGGCCUGA
Molecule: messenger RNA, 258 nt
Organism: Penicillium subrubescens
Lineage: Eukaryota; Fungi; Ascomycota; Eurotiomycetes; Eurotiales; Aspergillaceae
Exons: 1
Coding region: 1-258 (85 amino acids)
Source: RefSeq, a predicted model, not a curated record